AUGUCUCAAGCUCUGGCAAAGGCUGCAAAUCUCACACCGGCAAUCCGACUCGGCCAGGCGGUGUCUAACUUCAAAGCGACGCUGUCUAGCAGUGACAAGAUCCAUCUGGAUAAUGAACUCUCCACGCUUGCGAAUCACCCUCCUGGUGUGUCUGAUGUCAGCCGUGUCAUCAGCGAGAUCAAUCUUCGCAUCAAGGCAAAUACACGGCAUUCUUUUGGACCGCGCUUCAUGAAUAUCCUCCUCGUUGUCCAGGAGUAUGUUGCACUGGGAGACAUCAUCCUUGGCGCAUCCCAGAAUCUGCUGGCAUGCUCCAUCUGGGCCGUGAUGCUCUCGCGGUCGACAUCACACCUCGAACAAAUGAGUGACCUCUUUAUGAAGGCAGGGAGGAAUGUACCGCGAUACCAAGAGAUGGAGUUGCUUUAUCCGCGAUCUAAACGGCUUCAGGAUGGGAUGUGUGAAUACAUGAUUGUGAUUGUGAAUAUCUGUCAACACGGCGUCCGGGUUUUGCAGAAAUCGACCUUUUCUCUGACCACACUCACAAUGUUUGACUCGAGUUUGGCCGGCUUGCAGAAGUCGCUGGAUGGCUGGUCGACAUUCAUCAAGGAGGAGGCAAGCCAACUGCUCCAUCGGGGGAUGGUAGAAGAAGCCCAAAAAAACUCGACCUUCCGCAGAACUAUGACUGUCUUCAAUUCCUCCCGAGAACAUCAUCACCGACUGGCUCUGAAAGUGCGCUGGUUGAAGGCGUGUUCAACGUACGACUAUCAAACGACAUGGAAGCAGGCACGGAAAAAGGGCAACUGCUCUUGGUUUUCAACGGCUGCCGAAUAUACUCAGUGGAAAGAACAAGCCUCACCCUCUCAUCUCUUCUGUGUCGGCAAAUUGGGAUCUGGCAAGACGACGCUGAUGGCCAACAUAGUCGACGAUCUCAGCGUUUCUUGGACAAUGGUUUACUUCUUCUGUCGCUAUGAUAUUGCUGAGUCUUUGAGUGCGACCACCAUCAAUGGCUGUCUGACCAGACAGCUAUUAGAGCAUUGCCAGUUGAAUUUGGAGACUCUUGAGGUGAGCUUCGCAGGAAAGGUUCCAUCAACGUCCAAUUCAACCUUCCUCGAACUGUUAAAGUGCCUCCUUCCGAAAGACUCAACCUAUACUAUCCUCCUUGACGGACUGGAUGAGUGCCAGAAUGAUGAAAUCGACGGAGUGAUGGAAUUCUUUCAGUCCCUUGCGAAGAUGUUUCCCAUACGCGUGUGCCUCUCACUUAGAAACGACACCGCUCGCAGUAUUCCUGUGAAACUAUCAGGAAAGGCACAGUCAACCACACUCGAGAUACCUGAGGAUAAUCCGGAUAUCGAGGCGUACAUUGAAUCUGAAUUGAAGGAUCGCCUCGAAUCCGGUAAUCUGUCAAUCGGGAAUCUGCUUACAGUACUCGCCAUUCAGGAAACCCUGCAGAGUAAAUCCCAGGGAAUGUUUCUAUGGACAGCACUGCAGUUGGACUGUAUCUGUGCAGAGCAAACCGACGAAGAUAUUCUCCAGGCGUUGAAGGAUCUGCCGAAUGACCUGAUCAGCACAUUUGUCCGUGUUCUUGAAAAAUCCAGUCCAGCCGAACCCAAGAAUGGUCGGCGAGUUAUCGAGCUUCUGGUUGCUGCUCGACGGCCCCUGAUGACUGCAGAGCUGCAAGAAGCCCUCAGUGUAGAGCCCGGUGACACCGAAUGGAAGCCGUCACGCCAGAUCAACAAUAUCCAGGCCAUCCUGGCCUACUGGGGAAGUCUAUUGACCAUAGAUGAAGAGGAGCUCACAGUUCGCUUUGCACAUCAUAGCAUCCGACAAUUCUUCAUUAGCCAGGUCGAUGCUACUCUUGCAAAAGCGGUCGACCCAGAUGAGGCUAACCUUGAGAUGGGACGGAUCAUCUUGACAUACCUGAACUACGAUAUCCUGGACCGCCGGGUGACCAGAAUGGUCGCUCCGUCUGUUCCUGCUGCAGGUGCGCCAUCCAAAAUCAUUCAAUCAACCUUUGGAGAAUCCAAGAAGACCAAGAAAAUUGCCCUGGCCUGGCUCAAAUCGCGGAAGGAACCCUCAUAUGAUAUUGGUCAUGUUCUACACAGUACAAGAGGGACUUCUUCACAUGAAUCAUUUCACUUUUUACGGUACAUUAAGGAGUACUAUUAUUAUCAUAUCGCGGGGCUGUGGCGAGAGCAGGGGGUUAUUAGCCAGUUCUGGAAUCAGCUAUAUGAAAACAACCCAUUUGAGUUCAACUUAGAGAACUGGCUGGCCUUUGAACUUUAUAAGGCUAAAGUUGAAGGUCUUAUUGAAGAUUUUAUACCGCUUGAUGUACAGGACCAUCUCUUCACCUUAACAGCCAUUCAAAAUCUUGUUCAACAGUCUGGAGUCCCUCAGGCCGAAGCAGAGCCACUGGCCUCAAAGAUAAAAAAGACUCAGAAACGGUGUUUGCAAAUCUUGGUC
Molecule: messenger RNA, 2457 nt
Organism: Penicilliopsis zonata CBS 506.65
Lineage: Eukaryota; Fungi; Ascomycota; Eurotiomycetes; Eurotiales; Aspergillaceae
Exons: 3
Source: RefSeq, a predicted model, not a curated record